CAAUCCUCCAAGCCAUUCUUUGCUAUUAUGAAUCAGACAGCAGUAUGGAAAGAGAUUGUGAAAGAGUUUUUAGAGAGAGAGAGAGAAAGAGAGAGAGGGUUUUAGAGAGAGAAAGUUGAAGUGUCAAUUUUAAUCGGUGGAACUCAACGCCACAGCUGGUUUCCGAUUCUGAAAUCGAUUUGGAUCACUCUAUUGCUCAAUUUUAGGGUUUUUUUCGAUACUCUGUCCCUGUUCAAUCCACCUGAGCUGCCGUAGGAAGUUUGUGGGCAUAUUUAUGCUUUGGAAUAUCACAUUCUGCUGGGCCCAUUCCAAAUAAGAUGGUUGUUUUCAUUGUCAGUGCAUCACCAUUUGACUCUGGCUUUGGCUGUUGACUGAAAAUUCUGUCUUGAAGUGCUUGAGUGACUUGCUUAAGGUUAACCAAGGUGUCUGAUAUGAGUUAAUUGAAAGUUGUCCAGGACUGCUAGAUCAGUUGUCAAAAACUGGCCAUGGAAAGUGGUGAGAGUCUUUGUGAGAAAGUCUUCUUAAAUGGAGACGUCUAUCUUGGUAGUUUCAAGGGAGUGCUUCCCCAUGUUAAGGGAAGAUAUACUUGGUCAGAUGGAACAGUUUAUGAGGGUGACUGGGAAGAGGGAAAAAUGACUGGGAAAGGACAGAUUUUUUGGCCAUCAGGAGCAAAAUACGAGGGUGAUUUUUCUGGGGAUUACCGUCAUGGCUUUGGGACCUUUACUAGUCCUGAUGGGUCUUUAUACAAUGGGGCCUGGAGGAUGAACAUCCAGCAUGGGAUAGGAAGAAAGCUGUAUCAUAAUUCAGAUAUUUAUGAUGGUUCAUGGAAAGAGGGAGUACGUGAAGGCAGUGGUAGAUAUGCUUGGAGUGAUGGUAACACGUAUAUUGGGAAUUGGAAAGCUGGGAAAAUGUGUGGUCGAGGAGUUAUGAAAUGGGUCAAUGGUGAUCUUUUUGAUGGCUCCUGGCUGGAUGGGUUUAGACAUGGAUCAGGAUGUUACAAAUUUGCAGAUGGGGGUUAUUAUUUUGGGACAUGGACUAAGGGCCUAAAGGAUGGACAAGGAACAUACUAUCCUGCUGGAAGUAAACAUCCAUCUCUAGCGAAGUGGUGUAGCUAUGAUGGACAUGAUGACACGAGGAAAGGGUUGCUGUCUCAGAGUUCUUCAGUCAAAUUGGAGUGCAGAGCUCCAAAACCUAGUGUUAAGCGCAGUCUUUCUGAGAAGGUUUCUAUUAAUGGUUUCUUAAGAGGUUCAGGUCAAAUAUCGCAUAGAACUACUUUAUUGGACGAAGAAUGGACCGUUGAUUCUGUUAGAGAAUUUCCAUCUCGUGACACUUCCUGCGAAUUAUCUCUUGCCUCCGAUGAAGGUCAACAUGAGGUUAAAGAUAAUAGUACCGUAGUUUAUGAAAGGGAAUACAUGCAGGGGGUUUUGAUUAAAGAAAAGAUUACAAAUAGUGCUGAACUAUCACUCAAAGGUAAACAGCAGAACAAGUUUCAUGCAAAAGAAGCAAAAAAAAAGUUCUGUGGGGACAUUCUUGAAGGCCAUCAGAGCUAUUGUCUGAUGCUCAAUCUGCAACUUGGUAUAAGGUACACUGUUGGCAAAAUCACACCAGUGCCCAUGCGUGAAGUGAGAGCUUCAGAUUUUGGAGAACGGGCUAGAAUAAGAAUGUACUUUCCCAGAAAGGGAUCCCAGUUUACACCUCCACACUAUUCCGUUGAUUUCUAUUGGAAGGACUACUGCCCUAUGGUCUUCAGGAAUCUGAGGGAGCUGUUCAGGUUAGAUGCUGCAGAGUACAUGAUGUCCAUAUGUGGCGAUGAUGGUCUAAGGGAGCUUUCUUCUCCAGGGAAAAGUGGCAGCAUUUUUUAUAUUUCUCAUGAUGAAAGAUUUUUCAUUAAGACUUUAAGAAAAUCUGAACUGAAGGUGCUACUUAACAUGCUUCCUACCUAUUAUAAUCAUGUAAAAGAGCACGAAAAUACUCUUAUAACAAAAUUUUUCGGGCUUCAUCAGUUGACAUUGGGAGGCGGAAAAAAGGUUCGCUUUGUAGUCAUGGGGAAUAUGUUUUGCACUGAAUUGCGAAUACAUCGUCGUUUUGAUCUGAAGGGCUCAACUCAAGGGAGAAUUACAAAUAAAGAAAAGAUAAAUGAAAGUACCACAUUGAAAGAUCUUGAUUUACCAUAUGAAUUUCAUAUGGAUAAAUCAUUGCGAGAGUCUCUUUUUGAACAGCUCUCUCUAGACUGCAAGUUCUUAGAAUCUCAAAAAAUAAUCGAUUAUAGCCUCCUUUUAGGUUUACAUUUUAGAGCUCCUGAGCAUCUGAAGUCACUGUUACAUCCUCCUGACACACCGCACAAGCAUGAGAGUAUACCUCCCAGUGAUGGUGCAACGUCACAUGGGGAGCUCUUUUUUCCUCCAAAUGGUCUGCUUUUAGUAACUCAUGAACCUAGCUCUGUCAACACCACACCAGGUCCUCACAUUAGAGGAAAUAAUUUGAGAGCAUUCUCUGUAGGUGACAAGGAAGUUGACCUCCUUCUGCCUGGUACUGGAAGGUUACGUGUGCAGUUAGGAGUAAACAUGCCAGCUCAGGCUAAUCGCAAGCUUCUGCAGGAAAAUAUUGAUUCAGCUGAAGUUGAACUUUUUGAGGUUUAUGAUGUUGUCCUAUAUCUCGGCGUAAUCGAUAUAUUGCAGGAAUACAACAUGAAAAAGAAAGUAGAGCGCGCAUACAAAUCACUGAAAUUCGACCCCAUGAAAAUUUCUGUUGCUGAACCCAAGUUGUAUUCCGAACGUUUCAUCAACUUUUUGAGGAAAGUUUUCCCCGAACAACGUUAAGGAAGAUUUUGGGUUUUUUUUUUUCGAUGUACUUUUUAUAUAUAGGUCAGAAGAUAUUUAUUUUGCAGAGCUUGUAUUGCAUGCAAUUCUUUUAUCAUUCAUUGUAAAUUUAUCCCUUGGCAUCAUAAAUGUGCUUUUCUUUUAGUAUGUACAGUAACUUUCAGCGCAUGGAGUUACUGGAUUUGUGAUCACUCUUUCGUAUGUAUGCUACAUCUUUCAGCUCAUGAAUAUCGCCAUGCUUAAUAUACGCAUGAUACUUAUGAUCCAAUUUCAAAUUGUAAUGCGCGGAUUCAGUGUUCUCAAACAAAACAUCAAUUAAUGUACUUAUUUUCUCUCUCA
Cornus florida is the source of this 3158-nucleotide messenger RNA. RefSeq names its product phosphatidylinositol 4-phosphate 5-kinase 7-like. Gene Ontology annotation, molecular function: ATP binding; 1-phosphatidylinositol-4-phosphate 5-kinase activity. The transcript is spliced from 11 exons. The record is from RefSeq and is a predicted model, not a curated record. Lineage: Eukaryota; Viridiplantae; Streptophyta; Magnoliopsida; Cornales; Cornaceae. Bases 486 to 2819 code for a protein of 777 amino acids. Gene Ontology annotation, biological process: phosphatidylinositol metabolic process.